Messenger RNA from Xyrichtys novacula (pearly razorfish), 6145 nucleotides. The record is from the annotation of a GenBank genome assembly. Lineage: Eukaryota; Metazoa; Chordata; Actinopteri; Labriformes; Labridae.
GACUCGUCGUCUGCUUUCCGGAGCGUCAUCCACGAGCUCCCUCAUUAUCUUAUCAAUGAGCCUCUGCGUGAUUGAGCCGAUUAAUCCCCUAAAACCCACUUUGUGUUUGAGCCACGGACCAUUUGAACACAAAACAGCGCCGGCCUGCACCCCCCCCCACCCCCCCAUACUGAAGGAGCAGGAGGAGGUGAUGAGGCUCCUCUUCUCAGGUGGGAUCGUCCUCUCAGGUCGUUAUCAGUCUCUUUUCUUCAUCUUCAAAUACUCAUUUCAUCUUAGAAAGAGUCUCAGGAGAUGAUUUAUGGCGCCCUAACCAGUUUAGAUUUGAUCUGACUGUGGAGGAACUAUUUAACACUUAAAUUAACUAAUUUCCAGUUUUACUCUCCAUCUUCAACUAAAGCCCUAUUACAGCAGACUUAAAUUCAUUAAUUUUGUCUCUGUUCUGCCUUUUUCUGCACAAAGUCAGGUUUUAGUCUAAGUUUUGAGCUCUGAACAAGUAACUUGAUGCACAAAUUGCAUGAUAACAAGAAUACUGAUCAAUACACUGAAAAAACUAAAGUUUUCUCACUGGUCAACUGCAUAAAUAUUUCAUCAAACAUGAAUGUUAAAUACAAAUGAAAACGUAUUCCAUGAAGCGCAUUUUAAGUUACCAAACACAAAAAUAUUAUAAAGUAUAAAUUCAAGAAAAAACUACUUUUAAAAACACUCGUUAGGAUAUAAAAUGAUCAAUAACUGCAAAAAUGUAUAUUAAAAAUUAUAUAAAAGGCACACACACAAACAAUUUUCAAAACAUUUUUUUGUGUUCCAUUAUUUAAUUAUUUUUUUUGGAUUUAUAAAAUGUUUUUACAUUUAAUUGACUUUUAUCACAUUUUAUAAAAUAUUUUAAAAUUAAAUAUUUCUGCAGUUAAUGAAAAAUGUUUUAGAACUUUGUAAACUGAGUUUUAAGUUUCAAUUAUUUUUGUGUUUUGUGAUAUAUAAUUUUUUUAUGUAUUUGUUUUUGCUCAGAAAAACGUAAGUGCAGUGGCCCUCCAGGGUCCCUGUAUCUAACAGACGGCAGAGAGUCGUUCAUUUUUUGGGACUAUUGAUCGACUAAUCACAGCGGAUCAUUUGAAUUAAAUCAAGACGCAGCCUUUAAUCUGAGGGGAUAAUCACAGGAUUAUCUGUUAUCAUGGAGCUGCCAUAUUUAACUACUCACUCUUUAUUAUGUCUCCCAUCAGUCUGAUGGCCUGUCUCUGAAUAAAAGACUUAGACAAUCAUGAUUUUAACAAGUGUUUGCUGGUUGUGCCUUUAAUUUCAUUCUGAUCAAUUUAAAGGUUCAAAAUGUAAAAUAUAUAUAUCUAAACACUUUAAACUACUUUAACACUUUUUAAAAACCUGUUUUCUGUCUGUCUCCAUGUUAUGUCUCCAGUUACAGAUUACAGGAAAACCAAAGAAAAGUGGAUUGAUAAAUACUGAUUUCAUGUUACGUAAAAAACGUUAAAUGCCACCAAUUCAACUUUUAAGACAACAAAGUGUGUCUGGAGGUCAUUUAACCUCCAACCUUUGUGUAAUCUUUGGUCAGGAGGAAAAUCUGCAAAUAAAAACAGACAAGGUCUUGGUACAUCCUGAAAGAUUUAUUUUUCAAAGCCCUUAGAGUCUUUCAUCCUUAAGUAACAUAAAAACCAACUCUGGCACGUUAAGUUUUUUUUACACCUUUUACAUUAAAGUUUCUGAAACAAAAGGCAUUUUUAGAUUGUGGACUCCUUCAUGGUGUUCAUCAUCUUGUUUUUACUCUUUCAGAGGAGAUGCAGACGGAGGUGUGUCUAUUAUCUUCUCUUUGGAGGCAGGAAGGAGGUGAGGAGGAGGAGGGUGUAAGAGGGUGAGGGGGGUCCAUCCAGACUGACUGGAGCCUGCCUGUAACAGCCUCUCUGAGACUCUGAAUGAGACGUCUUAAUGACUCUGGUUGUGAAAACGUAAAGGAGGGGAGGAUGUAAGCUUUGAUCUGACCCGGGGACCCCCCCUUUAAAUACAGACUGCUUGUGAGGAAGGGGGACAGUCAGGACUCCCUCAUCACCAGGACCACACCAGCAGACUCUGGACUCAGGUUUUUGGAUUUACUGUGAAACUCUGCAGACAUGAGAGGACAUUUCUCCAUCGAGUGGAUGGCCCAGAGCAGCCAGACUGCAGAGACAGAGACCCAAGGAUCUGGAUCAGGAUCUGGACCUGUUACCUGUGGGACAAAUGCAGAGAGUUUACCUGGUUUCUACAGCCGGCAGAGGCCUGAAGUUUUACCUGAGCAGGACCAGAACAGGAGCCUCCAGGUCGGGUUCAGCCUGAGCUCGAGGCAGAACCAGAACUCUCAGAAUAAUCCAGGUGAGCUUUGUGUGUUUUCAUCAUUUCAAACUUCAUAUAUUUAGACAUCGACUACAGAUCACCGUUACUGUAGAUCUGUGAAGAAGACAAAGUGAGGGACCAACGCUGGGACCAUUAUACCAGUUCUUCAGUCUGGGCAAAGUUAGAACAAUUUGGGGAUAAAACUUAUGUUGAACUGGUGAUGGGUAAAACGUGGCCUUUUUUGGGCAAACCUGUGUAAACCUUGAUUAGUUUGGAUAUGUAAUUUUCUGGUUAAAAUUUGUUUUUAUUGUCUAAAGUUUGAGCUAAAGUUGGGUAAAACUCAACUUAUUUGGGCAAUGUUUGCAUAGUAUUUGGAGAAACUUGAUCAGUUUGGUUACAUUUUCCAGUUUUCAUGAAAAAUUUGGUCAGUUUGGGCAAAGUUAGAACAAUUUGGGGAUAAAACUUGGCCUUUUUUAAAACUUGAUUAGUUUGGAUAAGUUUGACAGUUUAUACUUUGGAAAGUUUAGGAAAAAUGUGACCAAUUUUGGAUAAAUCUUUGCCUAUUUGGUCAGUUAUUUGGUAAGAACUUAAACAAUUUGAGCAAAGUUUAGAUUGAUGUUGGGUAAAGCUUCAUUAUUCUGGAUGAAUAUGUCAUUUUUGGGUAAAAUUUGAGCUAAAGUCUGGUAAAACUCAACCUAUUUGGGUAAAGUUUGCAUAGUGUUGGGUAAACUUGAUCAGUUUGGUGAAAUCUGCCAGUUUUCAUGAAAAAUCUGGUCGAUUUGGUCAAAGUUUGGACAGAUGUUGGGUGAAGCGUCAUUACUUUGGAUAAAUUUGUCAUUUUCUGGUUAAAAAUUGGCCUUAAAUUUGAGCUAAAGUUGGGUGAAACUCAACUUAUUUGGGUUAAGUUUGCAUAAUGUUUGGGUAAACUUGAUCAGUUUGAUUAAACUUGCCAGUUUUCAUGAAAUAGUCGGUGAGUUUGUGCAAAGUUUCAGCAGGGAAUUUUUUUUUUACAGUUUUUAACUCAAAAGGUCAGCUGGCUUCCUGGAUUGAUGGUCAAGGAAAAAACCUGAAUUUUUACAAAUUCAUGAUUUUGAUUUCAUAUUCAUAUUUUUCCUGUUUUAAUAAUUCAUUUUUUACAGUGUUGAAUAUGAACUUAAUUGUAGUCAAAGCUCUGAAUGCAUCAACGUUAUUCUGAGGAAAAAGUGACUCUAGACAGUUUUCUUCUUUGUUGGUGUCUGCAGCAUCUGAAGGCGGGUUCAGCAGCGGAACAGAGGAAGAGACUUCAGGGUAUGAGAGUGAAGGAGGUCAGUCUGUCUCCCCCUCAGCCCCCGAAGUAGACUGCGCCUCCUCCCCCUCCUCCUCCUCUUGCCCGACGUCGCCCCCUUCAGGCCGGAGGCCUCGCACAGCAUUCACGGCGGAGCAGAUCAGCAGCAUGGAGAAGGCGUUUAAGAGGAAUGCUUACCUGGGAACGCAGGACAAAGCCGAGCUGUGCAAGAAGCUGAACCUGUCAGACAAACAGGUAACCACAGAUUAAAUGAUCUGUUAUUAAUGUGUAAUAAUCAAUAUGAUGGCAGCUGAUUUUAGCACUAACAGUGAGAAAAAUUUUGAAAGUAAAAAUUAUAUUAAACGACUCAUCAUGAUGGUCAUCUCAGUUUUUCUAGAGCGAACUUUUUCUCAUCAGAAAUUUUUCCUCUCUUCUUCUCAGAUCAGAAACUGGUUUCAGAACCGGCGGAUGAAGCUGAAGCGGACAGUCCAGGACGCCCUCGCUCAUGCCUGUCAGGCUAACGUCGCCUCUCACUUGAUGCAUUAUCCCGAACUGCAGGCGUAUAGGCCGGGACCAUACCCGAGGUAUCACUCUGCAGCAGGAGGCGCUCAGGAAGGCCCGGCUGCAGCCUCGUACGUCCAUCCUCACAACCUGCAGUACAGUUCGGCUCUUCCCGCCGUCCCCUCUCUGCCUCUGGACUCUCUCUAUCAGUACAGCAGCCUCCCCGGGGUCAUGCUGCCCACCGCUGCCUCUCCUCUCAUGGCCUCUUACACCACGUAUCCUCAGUAUUACUGAAACAGAAACGGACUUCAUUUGACUUCUUCAUUCGUCCUCCUGACAGGAUCAUCAUUGAAGGAAAUCAAUACUUGAAUCAUGACUCAGACAGGGUGGUGUGCAAUACUUGUAACUGAUGUACAGUCUGAAAAUAUUUAAAAUGAAUCUAUGAAGUGUUUUAUCAAAGUUUGAUGUGAAGUUGCUGUGAAAUAAGAUUGUUAAAAUAAAAUCUAUCUUAAAACUUUACAUACUGUCUGACAUGUUUUAAAUAAUAAAGUACAGUUGAACAAAAACAUCCAAAUAAUGAAAAUUGAAUCUAUAUAAUGAGAAAGAAAAAGGGUCAAAAUUUUACAAAACUACAUUAAAAUAUAAAACCUGGAUUACUUGGCCCCCUCAGGCCACCUUAUAGACACACCUCUGCUCAAGCUCCAUUAAACAGGCGAAUUCAACUUUAUAAAAUUACUGUUAGAGUGACACCAAUAUUUAUUAACGUAUUAAGAUUUUGUUGAAAUACCCGCAUUGCAUUAACAAGAAGGUGUUUAGUGUAAAAUAAUAUCUUUUAAAUGCUAUACAUGGAGAAAUUGCACAUUUGAAUAAAAUAUAAAAUAACAAAUUUCAAUUAACUAGAAUAAAUUGAAAUAAAAAAAAUAUAUAUUAAUCAAAAGCUAAGCUACAAAGGUGGGUCUUGAGCCUGCUCUUAAAAAUAUGAACGUUAUCUAUGUAAAUCUAUAUAAUGAGAAAGAAAAAAGGUCAAAAUUAUACAAAACUACAUUGAAAUACAAAAACCCGUCUCAGCAGUUAUCAGGAGGGAUAACGGGAUGGUAAAACUUGGAUCUCUCGGCCCCCUCAGGCCACCUUAUAGACACACCCCUGCUUGAGCUCCAUUAAACAGGCAAAUUUAACUUUAUAGAAUUACUGAUGAAGUGACACCAAUAUGUAUUAAAGUAUUAAGGUUUGCAUGUUGAAAUACCUGUAUUUUAUUAACAAGAAGGUAUUUAGUGUAAAAUAAUGUCUCUUAAAUACUUUACAUGGAGAAAUCGCACAUUUUAUCAUAAAAAAGUCACAAUUCUGACUCCAACUUACAAUCUUUACCUUGUAUGACAACUUAACUAUCUCACUGAGCUGAUCAGAUAAACUUUGUGUGAGAACCUGCGUUAAAUAUACUGUUUAUUUGAACUGAAAUUACACUUUUUCUGCCAUUUAGAGCCCAGAAAUAAACACUAACUGUGUGUGUUUCAGUUCAAUGUGCGACCAAGUGUCAUAUUCUUCUGAUUCAGUCUGCAGAUUUUCAUAUUGCACAAUCACCAAAACAGUGUGUGUGUUUUUUCCAUGGAAGGCAGGGAGGAACUGUUCUUAGUCGUAUUUCCAGGAAUUUAGAGGUUUUGAAGACGUGAUGAGAGGGCUGGACAAUAUUUUUCUGACCAAACUUCACAGAAUGAUUUAAAGAAAACAAAUAAACCAGUCUGGAUGUUCAGAUUUAGUGUCCAGAAGACUGACUGAGUAGGAAGAAAUUACUCACAUAUACUGCAAAUAAACAGUUCAUUCCAUAAAAAGUGUCAGUUUUUAUACUUUUCAAAAAGUACACUGGCUCUGGUUGCUGGCUGAAGUCUGAUUUUGUCUUUCUGAAAUACCUCUGGGUUUUUACAGGACUGUCACUCUGCCUGUCAGAGUUUUCUGCAGUGUACAAUCAGAAAACUGAGAAAAUAAAGAUUCAGAUAUACUCUGCAGAGCUGUUUACACUGCUGUGGUUUCAUCUCCCAACUCACAGGUGCUGCUGACAUUUUGGUUGUUCCAGCA